Messenger RNA from Botrytis byssoidea, 441 nucleotides. RefSeq lists its product as uncharacterized. NCBI's taxonomy places the organism in Eukaryota, Fungi, Ascomycota, Leotiomycetes, Helotiales, Sclerotiniaceae. The coding region runs from base 1 to 441 and encodes 146 amino acids. The record is from RefSeq and is a predicted model, not a curated record. The transcript is spliced from 4 exons.
AUGGCUAUCACCCCAGGCGCUUUCCCAGACAAUGUCUCCUCAGGGGUCAAGGUAUUUCUAGAGAAGUAUUUCCAGCUCUCCAAUGCCGCAUCUUCACACAAUGAUCAUGAAGCAAAUGAACAAGAGUUCGCGAAGCUGUUUUUGGAUGACGGUGUAUAUGAAUUUGCAGAAGAGCAAAACGUGGGGCGCGAAGCAAUCGUGUCUUUUCGCAGAAAGCUUUUUGCCAAUGUUCCACAUCGUGAACAUCCAGUCGUUAGGAUCUUCACCUUUGGAUCAGAUGAUAUGAACCUUAUGUGUUAUGGGACCGUUGGAUAUAAAUUAUCUAAUGAUGUAAUCAAUAUGCAAGAGUGGGCAGCACGAUACGAGAUAGUAAACACUGAAUCCGGUGACUUGCAGUUCAAAUAUGUCCGAAUCAUAAUCAGCCCCGCUCGAGGUUCUUAA